AUGCUCCUCCCUCGACCCGCCAGGCUGCUGAGGCAGUGUCCGACGCUGCUGCGACCCGCAGUGCAGCGUUGCAUUGCGACCACCCCCGCCCGACAUGCUCAGCUCGACGAGUCGUAUCACCCCUUCACGAACGACAUGUUGAUGGGCUCAUCCCGUCAGCGACCGAACAGAGCUUCGGCAAUACCAGACCGGCAAGAUCAGGACGUGGAGGUGACAGAGGACACAUCAGCGGUCGCCUCUUCCUCUUCCCCUUCGGCCUACGCUCAGAGCGCCGAGAGCGAGUACGACCACGAGGACGGGGGACGGGAAGAAAGGAGAGCACCUGCCACUGUCAUUGGCGCCAAGCGAGUCGGGCUGGUAAUCCUGCCAGAGCAGCUCACUGAGUCAAUUCAGCAGGAGAUCAACGCUGGGGACCCCCAUGAGAUCCGCCGUUCCUUUCUUCAGCUCAACCCAACCACCCGUACUCCGACCCGAGGCAAAGAAGGCGAGCGCUUUCGAGCCACUCCCUCUGCUGCACUCGCCAAGGCUGCUGCAUUCCUACCGGGAGAGUAUGCUGCCGUCCGCAGUAUCUUCACCGAGUUGCGCCGACGCCAGGGGGACGACUGGCUGCCGGAGGGAUCGGUUAUGGAGGUCACAGGGACUGUAGGGGCUGGCUUAUGGGCCCUGGCAGACUCGCAAGAGCUUCUAGAGCCCGUGGUGGUUGGAGAUGGGCGGAGUGUUGGGCGGAAGUACGAAUUCAACCAUGCAAGCCGGAGUGGGCUGGAGCUGGCCGAACGACUAGCGGAGAGCAUGCCAACAGGAGCGCUCGAUGUGACAUAUCAGCGGCAACCGAGCAAAGCUGGAUCUGCCAUUCCCGCUCUGGUCCUCUCGAGCUUCCACCUCUCCACCAUCCCCUCGACUUCGGCUCAGCGAACUCACAUUCAACACCUCCUCUCCCUCUCUUCGCCCUACCUUAUCAUUGUCGACCGCAAUACCGCCGCCGGAUGGGAAGCCAUGUCUUCUGCCCGCGAGUACAUCCUCGGCCUCUCGACCCCCGAAUCACCACUCCAUAUCGUCGCUCCGUGCCCACACGAGGCGGCAUGCCCCAUGCUCGGCGGACGCGAGAGCUGCUCGUUCAGCCAAAGACUGCAACGGCCGACAUUCGUCAGGCGGACAAAGCACGCCAAGAAGGGCGAGGAGGACAUGGGGUACUCGUAUCUCGUCAUUGCUAGGGGUGAGCGGCCGGGUAGGAGCCAAGCGAGCAGUUCGACCGGGCGAGUAGGCGGAGUGGCGCGGGAAGAAGGGAGGCGACUGAGGGAAAAGACGGAGGGGAGGACGGUUCUGCGGGAGGUUGAGGGUGGGGGAUUUGAGAUGGUCUCCCUCGUGGAAAGCAUGGUGGAAGGUGGAGCGAUCGGGAGCGCGGAGGACGCGUUGGAGAUGCCGGAGGAAGAGGUGGAUCUUGAGGGACUACGGACGGAGGCGUACGAGUGGCCGAGGCUCAUCGCUCCUCCGAUCAAGCGGAGCGGGCACGUCAUCAUGGACACUUGCCAUCCUACCGGUCAAUUACAUCGUAUCACAUUCGCCAAGUCUCACUCCAAGCAGGCAUACUACGACGCCCGCAAGUCCUCAUGGGGCGAUCUAUUCCCUCAUCAGCCGAAAGGCAAAGAGGUCGUCCGGGAUCGAGGCGUCCGGCGACUUUCGCCAGCAAACGCGAGUUUGGCGCAGGUGGGCGUCGCGGAGGGGGAAGAACUGGGAGCUGGCGAGAUGGAGGGAUGGCCGACGGCCGCAUUGUCGGAGGAGCAGGCGGAUGUGGGUGAGGGACAAACGCAGGGGGAGACCUCGACAGCUGGCGCGAGCACGAUGAUGUGGGACUUUGGCACCGAGCGGUCCAAGCGGGGAGGAAGGAUUGUUGACAAGUCGACGACUGGGAGGGCAUCGAGGAAGCGGUCUAUACAUACUUCGGCGGUGACGCGGAGUGUGCAUCCGCCACCUCCGCCUCCGGCUGAUGCGCCUGGACCGAGCACUCCAACACCAGUUCCUCGGACCAAAGUCACCAUCAACGAACUAUACCGUCUGCGCUCCUCCUCCACCCCCAUCACCUGCCUGACGGCGUACGACUACCCCACCGCCAUGCUCUCCCAGAAUGCCAAUGUCGACAUGGUGCUCAUCGGCGACUCGCUGGCCCAGGUCGCGCUCGGCCAUACCUCUACCAACGCAAUCACGCUCGACGAGAUGAUCCACCACGCCUCGGCCGUCACGCGGGGCGCCAAGACACCCUUCACAUUCGCCGAUCUCCCGUUUGGCAGCUUUGAAGAAUCGGUCGAGCAGGGCGUGCGGAGCGUUGUGCGCAUGAUCAAGCGGUCUGGGAUCGACGGGAUCAAGAUUGAGGGCGGGAAGGAGAUUAUUCCGCUCGUCAAGAAGCUGAGCGAUAUGGGGAUUGCGGUGAUGCCGCAUAUCGGAUUACAGCCGCAGCGGGCCACAAGCCUAUCGGGGUAUCUCGUCCAGGGCCGGUCUGCCGAGGCCGCUGCGGAGCUGUACGAUACUGCCGCGCAACUCAAGGCGGUGGGUGCAUUUGCGCUUCUCCUCGAGGCGAUCCCGCAUACGCUCGCUCGGCACAUCACCGAGUCGCUUGGAAUCCUCACGAUCGGGAUUGGGGCUGGGCCGGGGACGGACGGGCAGGUACUGGUGAUUACCGAUGUGCUGGGGACGUAUGCUGGUCCAGGGGCAUGGAAGGCCAAGUUUGUGCGCCACUUUGGGGACGCAGGGGCGGUCAGCAGGGGCGCGGUUGAGAGUUUCGUGCAGGAGGUGAGGGGAGGUGGGUUCCCAGAGGUCGGCAAGGAGACUUACGCGAUGAAGAAGGAGGAAUGGAGCAAGUUCCUGGAGAUGACGAAAAAGGGGGAAUGA
This is a messenger RNA of Dioszegia hungarica, 2883 nucleotides long. RefSeq names its product 3-methyl-2-oxobutanoate hydroxymethyltransferase. Gene Ontology annotation, biological process: pantothenate biosynthetic process; translation. Bases 1 to 2883 code for a protein of 960 amino acids. The record is from RefSeq and is a predicted model, not a curated record. The transcript is spliced from 6 exons. NCBI's taxonomy places the organism in Eukaryota, Fungi, Basidiomycota, Tremellomycetes, Tremellales, Bulleribasidiaceae. Gene Ontology annotation, molecular function: 3-methyl-2-oxobutanoate hydroxymethyltransferase activity; methyltransferase activity; magnesium ion binding. Gene Ontology annotation, cellular component: mitochondrion.